CUUCUCGCCUCGCGGAUAAGAGGGGAGGGCUAACAAACCAAAGCCCCCUCCGCCCAAAACCCCACGCGAGCUCCCACUCCCAUCCAUGGCGACCGCCACCGCUACCUCUUCCUCCUCGCUGACCACUCCUCUCCUCCGCCCGAACCCCAAUACCAACCCCGCUCCCAGAUCUCUCCAACUCCUCAGGAGCAGGAGGUGCGCUCGUGCCGUGACUGCCGCCGUAGCCGGAGGCCCGGUGCCUUACGGGGCUGCUCCGAGGCGCGGGAUUUGGUCGAUCAGGGAUGACUUGGUGGUGCCGAGGUCGCCCUACUUCCCAGUGGAGUCUGCGGCGGGGCAGGAGCGUGGGCCGUCACCCAUGGUGAUGGAGCGGUUCCAGAGCGUCGUUAGUCAGCUUUUCCAGCAUAGGAUUAUCCGGUGUGGUGGCCCUGUUGAGGAUGAUAUGGCCAACAUCAUUGUAGCACAGCUGCUCUACCUCGAUGCUAUUGAUCCCACUAAGGAUAUCAUUAUGUAUGUGAAUUCACCAGGAGGGUCAGUGACAGCUGGAAUGGCUAUAUUCGAUACAAUGAAGCAUAUCAGGCCUGAUGUAUCCACUGUUUGUAUCGGACUAGCUGCAAGUAUGGGAGCUUUUCUACUUAGUGCUGGGACCAAAGGAAAGCGAUACAGCUUACCAAACUCGAGGAUAAUGAUCCAUCAACCUCUUGGAGGGGCCCAAGGACAGGAGACUGAUCUUGAAAUUCAGGCUAAUGAGAUGUUGCACCACAAGGCUAACUUAAAUGGAUACCUUGCAUACCACACUGGGCAGCCCCUGGAUAAGAUCAAUGUAGAUACUGACCGUGACUACUUUAUGAGCGCGAAAGAAGCAAAGGAGUAUGGCCUUAUUGAUGGAGUAAUCAUGAAUCCUCUCAAGGCCCUUCAACCACUUCCAGCUUCCAGUUAGUCAUGAAAUGUGCUAUAACUCCGUCAAACUUUUUUGUUUAUUGUAUCAAUGUGUCUGCUGGAACUGAGUUUGCACUGCAGUUUUCUAUUAGCCUGGCUUCAUAAUAUUCUACAUCCAGAGGUUUCAAAGUUUGUAAAAUACAAGAUCUACGGUUAGGGUAUCCAUUCUUGGCGAUGGACAUUGGAAUUUAUUGACAGUAUUAAAGAGUUGGUUUCCGCGGCUUAUGUACUCGAUCAA
Messenger RNA from Sorghum bicolor (sorghum), 1174 nucleotides. RefSeq names its product ATP-dependent Clp protease proteolytic subunit 5, chloroplastic. Gene Ontology annotation, cellular component: endopeptidase Clp complex. Gene Ontology annotation, molecular function: serine-type endopeptidase activity; ATPase binding; ATP-dependent peptidase activity. The transcript has 9 exons. Bases 86 to 937 code for a protein of 283 amino acids. The record is from RefSeq and is a predicted model, not a curated record. Gene Ontology annotation, biological process: protein quality control for misfolded or incompletely synthesized proteins. Lineage: Eukaryota; Viridiplantae; Streptophyta; Magnoliopsida; Poales; Poaceae.